ACUCCACCAAACUCUGCAGCAGAACAUUCGCUCCCAGACUUCACGAAACAUCAAAUUCCGGAAUAGAAAAAUGGCCAAUCAGCAAGGCGCAAAGAUCACCGUCUACUGGCUCGAGAAGUCUCGAGGCCAGCGCGCAGUAUGGCUGCUUGAAGAACUCGGCCUUGAGUACGAGCUCAAAGUCUUUAAGCGCGACGAGAACUUCCGCGCAGGCGACGACCUUGGCGCCGUGCAUCCGUUGAAGAGAUCGCCUGUUGUUGGCAUUACGCCCGCUGGGUCUGAGAAAGAAAUCAUUCUCGCGGAAUCUGCGACAAUUGUGGAUUAUGUCAGCGAGCAUUUUGGGAAGCAGUUGAUUCCGCAGAGAUAUCCUGACGGCAAGGAGGGCGUGCUGGGUGCGGAGACGGAGGAGUUUAUGAGGCAUAGAUUCCUCAUGGACUACGCGGAAGGCAGCUUUUUCACAAUUCUCAUGAUCGCCCUAGUCAUCGGAAACGUCAAGAACGCCCCCGUCCCGUUCUUCAUCAAGCCGCUCACGCGCGGCAUCGCCAACAAAGUCGAAACCACCUUCAUCAACCCGGAGCUCAAGAAGCACUGCGACUUCUUGGAGGACUUCAUGUCCAAGUCCUCUGGUGAGUUCUUCGUAGGCGACAAACUCACGGGUGCCGAUAUCAUGAUGCAUUUCGGCCUCGAGGGCGCGUGUCAGCGCGUGCCGCUGACUGAGUCGACGUAUCCCAAGUUGUACCAGUACAUGAGGCGGAUGCAGAAGAGGGAUGCGUAUGAGCGGGCGGCGAAGAGGGUUAGUGAGGCCAGUGGGGAGACGUAUGUCCCUUAUUCGGAUUUGAAGAUCAUGAAGAGGGAGGAAUACGAGAGCAGUAUAAACAAAGAUACCAAUAUAAAUCGUAUCCGGGGUGAGGGAUUUAAGACAUGGUUGAACACGCUGGGCGCUAAGCGAUCUGAGUGGACGGCAGGUCGUCAACAGCAUGUGGUCCCGCUGUCCGAGAUAGCCCGACGCCAAGCCAAAAGAUUCUACUUCGCUUCGUCUACUAUCUCCGUCCGUCCAGCCUCUCCAGCUUCAUCCUCACCACUCUCCACUCCAUCCGCAGUCGCCCAUCUCAGUGCAGCGAACAUGGCCACCUCUCCUCCUCCCACCAGCACCGGCUCGUCCAAGGUCGACGCCGCCAAGGCCAACAUCGCGGCCAACAUCGACCCGACUGCCCCAACCGGUCUUGCUCUGUACUCGCGCUUCGCUUUCGCCGGAGCCGUGUGCUGCUCAGUCACCCACGGCGCCCUCACACCCGUCGAUGUCGUCAAGACGAGGAUACAACUCGACCCCGCCACAUACAACAACGGCCUGAUCGGUGGCUUCAGGAAAGUCAUCGCCAAUGAGGGUGCUGGCGCCGUCUGGACCGGUUUCGGCCCUACCGCUGCCGGUUACUUCCUCCAGGGCGCCUUCAAGUUCGGAGGUUACGAGCUGUUCAAGCAGCAGGCCAUCAACAUGGUCGGCUACGAGACUGCCUCCAACAACCGCACUGCCGUCUACCUCGCCUCCGCUGCCUGCGCCGAGUUCUUCGCCGACAUCGCCCUGUGCCCGCUUGAGGCCACCCGUAUCCGUCUCGUCUCUGAGCCCACCUUCGCCAACGGCCUGAUCGGCGGUUUCGGAAAGAUCCUCAAGAACGAGGGUGUCGGUGCCUUCUACUCUGGUUUCGGACCCAUCCUGUUCAAGCAGGUCCCCUACACCAUGGCCAAGUUCGUCGUCUUCGAGAAGGUCAACGAGGCCAUCUACCAGGUCGUCGACAAGACCAAGACCUCCAACGGCAUGCAGACCGUCUACAACCUGUCUUCCGGUCUCGUUGCCGGUUUCGCUGCCGCCAUCAUCUCCCAGCCUGCCGACACCAUGCUGUCCAAGAUCAACAAGAGCAAGGGUCUUCCCGGAGAGGGAACCACCUCCCGUUUGAUCAAGAUCGCCAAGGAGCUUGGUCUCCGUGGAUCUUACUCUGGUAUCGGUGCUCGUCUCUUCAUGGUCGGUACUUUGACUGCCGGUCAAUUCGCCAUCUACGGUGACAUCAAGAAGGCUCUAGGGGCUACGGGAGGUGUAGAAAUCGCUAAGACGAACUAGAUACGUCGUCGGGGAUGAUGUGGUGGAGUGGAAAAUGAUACCAGGACAGCCAUGAGUGGAAAAAAGUUACUUGUAUAUGGCUGUAUCUUGGUUUGAGUCCCUUGCUUUUUUGCGCUUCAUGUGUCUGCUUUCUUUGCGACUACGGAUACUAGAGAAGGCCAUCUGUAACAGUACGAUAGCGGAGAUUUCUUGCUGCAAACAAUAGACGGAGCAUAAUGUCACUCAACUCUUCAAGAUAUGCG
Parastagonospora nodorum SN15 is the source of this 2352-nucleotide messenger RNA. RefSeq lists its product as hypothetical. Lineage: Eukaryota; Fungi; Ascomycota; Dothideomycetes; Pleosporales; Phaeosphaeriaceae. Gene Ontology annotation, biological process: mitochondrial phosphate ion transmembrane transport. The coding region runs from base 71 to 2110 and encodes 679 amino acids. The transcript has 8 exons. The record is from RefSeq and is a predicted model, not a curated record. Gene Ontology annotation, molecular function: phosphate transmembrane transporter activity. Gene Ontology annotation, cellular component: mitochondrial inner membrane.